Molecule: messenger RNA, 4913 nt
Organism: Sebastes umbrosus (honeycomb rockfish)
Lineage: Eukaryota; Metazoa; Chordata; Actinopteri; Perciformes; Sebastidae
Product: solute carrier family 40 member 1-like
Exons: 8
Coding region: 341-2047 (568 amino acids)
Biological process (GO): iron ion transmembrane transport
Cellular component (GO): basolateral plasma membrane
Molecular function (GO): peptide hormone binding; iron ion transmembrane transporter activity
Source: RefSeq, a predicted model, not a curated record
GUAAACACACAGAGAGCUGUGCAGAGCAGCAGAGCAGCAGUAGAGAGCAGACCGUCCAGACGGAGCGACGCUGAAUCCAGCUCCUAGCUUUGGGGUCUUUUUUUGCGACUAACCAACCUUUUAGUCUAUAAAACUAUUUCUUUCCGACUUCAGCUACAGUGAUAGCUAAGUUUGGAAAGGAGGAAGGGGGAGAAACGCGGUAUCUUUUCUUGUUUUUUAGUCGUUUUGCGACAGUAAGAGAUGCUGUAGUAGCCAGCCUCCUUCACUACAUCACAACAGAGGAGAGACAGCAGAAACAAGACAAUACUUACCUGUUAUUUGCCUUUUGGACAGCUUUAAAAUGGAUAACCCUGCACCGAGGACAUGCUGUGAGUCUGUCAGAGACUUCUUCACUUCAGCUAAAUUCCUUAUUUACAUGGGACAUGCCCUGUCAACAUGGGGUGACCGAAUGUGGAACUUUGCCGUGGCUGUUUUCCUGGUGGAGCUGUAUGGGAACAGCCUGCUGCUCACGGCCGUGUACGGGCUGGUGGUGGCCGGCUCUGUGCUGCUGCUGGGGGCCAUCAUUGGGGACUGGGUGGACAAAAACCCCAGACUCAAAGUGGCCCAGACUUCGCUGCUCGUCCAGAACAGUUGCGUCAUCCUGUGUGGGAUCCUCCUGAUGGUUGUUUUCCAGUUCAAAGAACAGCUCGUGGAGCUUUACAAUGGAUGGAUUCUGACCACCUGCUACAUUCUGGUGAUCACCAUCGCUAACAUCGCCAACCUGGCCAGUACGGCUACAUCCAUCACCAUCCAGAGGGACUGGGUGGUGGUUGUGGCAGGUCAGGACAGCAGCACGUUGGCAGACAUGAAUGCCACAGUGCGGAUUAUCGACCAGCUGACCAACAUCCUGGCUCCCAUGCUGGUGGGCCAGAUAAUGGCGUUUGGCUCCCAUUUCAUUGGCUGCGGCUUCAUCUCUGGCUGGAACCUGUGCUCCAUGUGUCUGGAGUACGCGCUGCUGUGGAAGGUCUACCAGAAGACGCCGGCGUUGGCCUCGAAAGCCGGCCAGAAGGAGCAGCAACAGGAGCUCAAACAGCUCAGCGCCCCGAAAGACUUGGAGAACGGCCAGAGUCCUGAGGAGUCGUCUCAGCCGCUGAUGAAUGAAACCUCAGCCGUGGCCAAGCCCGACGCUCCCAAGCAGCACGGCUGCUGCUACCAGGUGACCGAACCCCUGCGCACCUUGAAGGCCGGCUGGGUGGCCUACUACAACCAGAACAUUUUCUUGGCCGGCAUGUCCCUGUCUUUCCUGUACAUGACGGUGCUGGGCUUCGACUGCAUCACCACGGGCUACGCCUACACGCAGGGCCUCAACGGCUCGGUGCUCAGCCUGCUGAUGGGGGCCUCGGCCGUGGCGGGUAUCUGCGGCACCGUCGCCUUCACUUGGAUCCGCAAGAAGUGCGGCCUGAUCCGCACAGGCUUCAUUUCAGGCGUGGCCCAGCUGUCCUGCCUACUGCUGUGUAUUUUCGCUGUCUUUGCUCCCGGGAGCCCCUUCGACCUCAGCGUCUCGCCCUUCCAGGACCUUUACACCCACCUGAUCGGAGAGAAGGCGCUGCCCGAGGCCGACCACAUCCUCACCAGCAUUCUUACCGGUGGAAACGCUACCACUACUGCUGCGCCAACUGAAGAGCUGCCACCUCUACAGUCCUACAUGUCUGUGAUUCUGCUGUUUUCUGGCGUCAUUGCUGCUAGAGUUGGCCUGUGGUCUUUUGACCUGACAGUGACUCAGCUCAUCCAGGAGAAUGUGAUCGAGUCGGAGCGAGGUGUGAUCAACGGCGUCCAGAACUCCAUGAAUUACCUCUUAGACCUGCUGCACUUCAUCAUGGUGAUUCUGGCUCCGAACCCGGAGGCCUUCGGCCUGCUGGUCAUCAUCUCUGUGUCCUUCGUGGCCAUGGGUCACAUCAUGUACUUUGGAUUUGCCUUCAAGAGCCUGGGCAGCCGCCUCUUCCUCUGCUGCUCGCCGGAGCAGAAGGCGGAGCCGGUGGACAGCCUCUCACUUCCUACCACCGUCUAACCCCACUAAAGACACUCUGUCCUGGGUACAUACUUCUCAAGCCUUACCCGACCCCCUGCAUCUUAUCAUACUAACAGCUUUGCUUGUAGCCGGCAGAAUGCGAAUGCUAACAGAAACCAGAGAAAAAGGUAACUUAACACGCUAUGCAUACUGUAGCCAUGAAUACAGCACUAAUCAUGAGUAGGAGGCGAGUAGAAAGCUAACCAUCAGUACAACUUUAGAUAAGGCAGGGCUCCUCUCACUAUUUCAGUGUGGGAGUCAGGUGAGAGCCGCUCACCUGUGGGUCCAUGCUCUUCGAUAUAUACAUGCACUGUCAACCACUUCUAGGCUUGUGACCCCAACGUGGGUCCUGUUAAAGAAAUCAGGGGAUAACACUGUAAAAAUCUCCUCCUUCUCCUAACAGCCUGGACCUAGCUGUCAAGAAUUGUAAAAGGUGCUCCAGCUAACUAAAGGGCAGAACUGACGGAGAAAUCUCGCAGGGAAGCGGGCACUGAGGCUCGGAUUAAGGGGGACGACUCUUGUCUGAGAAAAGAGAGAACGUCCCCCGUCUUCUGACACUCGCCUCUUGGUGCUGUAGCUGUGUCUGCUAGCAGUUCUCUAAUAGCUUAGCCUACAUAUACAUGUAUGAUGAGCAGGUAAUGGAUGUCUUCCUCCAGAAGGUUUUUUUAUUUAACCAAACACAAAACUGGGAUGUAGUCUCUCUUAACACGUAGGUAUAUAUGCAGUUAGCUGUAUUUAUUCAGGAAAUGCAGACGGUGGUUUUGUAUAAUAAUCAUAUCAUCAGUAUUGUGUCGCGUGCUCGCAGUUGUGCCAUAAGAACGAAAUGCUAUGCACCCUCGUCAAUAGCUCUCUCAGUUACCAAAGUCAAAGUCCAUAUGUGGCAUAAAAGGAAGUGAGGGAAAUCUGUCUGAAGCAUUCCAAAUAUGUAUUUUUUACAUCAGGUGACAGUAGUUGUGUAGGUUCACUAAUGCUUUCAUACAACCCCCUAGUAAACCUGGAUAUGUCUAAACCCACUCUGAGAUUGUACUUAAAAAUUUUUGUUUUCCUGAUAGUUUACGUUAAUACGUGUCACCUUUUUUGAUUUUUAUGUUCUCUUGAGUAAUUUUUUCAAUCAUGAUUGUUGUUACACAGGCACUUUAAGUGAUUGACGUCUGUCAUUACACCUAACGCGUGAUCAGGCAUUUGAUCAAUAUUUUUGCACAAGGCUGAAGUCCCGACUCCCCCCAUAACCCCAUAAACCCCAUAAACCCCAUAAACCCCAUCAACCUCCUGCUACAAUCUAGUUUCAAUCACUUCUAGUCUCUCCGUCAGUGUGUCCGAACGCUGUGUGUGGGGGAUUGUGGUUCAAAAAGGCACAUAUUGUAACACUCAUGAGGAAAAACUGUACCAGUCUGGAUACCCGAGUUUACCUCAGGAAGCCUCCCCCUCAUUCCCCCCUCCCCCUGUUUCCUCAAAAGUCAGCCAGGGAGCUUAGUCAGCAAACCUUGCCCGAUCUCAGUUUACCCUCUUCAGACUGCCAUCAGACUGAGUCCGUUUUUAGUUGUUAUUGCAGGUACGCUUCAACAGAGGUGGACACAUUUUACUCAGGUCAAAGUUGACAUCUUCGGCUGUACAGUGCUAGUCUAGAAAAUGCAUUUCAAUAGUAUCUCAUGUUAGUUAGUGGCUUUUUUUUGUUGCAUGCUACUUCUCCUGUGAAGUGAGAAUCUCAGACAUUUGUAAAGUAGCUUUACUUUAAAGUGAGGCUACUGGAUGUAACAGUAGCCACUGUGGAGACAUGUGACAAUUUAAAGUUCGCUAACAAUUCGCCACCAUAAGCUACUGGUGAUAGCAGGCCGAGCAAGGCUGCAGCAGCAAUACCCCGGACCGCACUGAACUGCUUACGAAGUCAACUUUUUCCAUUUGUAAGAGGAAUAAUGUGUUUUAUUACGUCUUUCAGAAAUGUACAUGAUCUCACUUUCAAAGAUCUACCCAAAUACAGUAACUAUAGUAGCUGGAACUAGUUAUUCUCCAGCCUCUGACCUUCAGCGAUCUCUGUUGCCUUAUUGUAAAUUAGCCUUGACGGCUGUUUAACGCACACACACGUGGCUACAGGAAGACGGUUACUAGCCGCACCCUACCCAAGAAAAACCAAGCCAGUCUAGCCAAGGUUUUGGUAAUGGGUGGGGGGGAUAUUUAGGUUGGAACCAGAGGUAGCCACACCAGAUGUAGGAGAACAAAAGGCCACUUUUUUAGCUUGCACUCGCUGAGUCAGGAUAUCUGCAGGUGUGCCACGAGGUGCAGACUCACUGGGAACGGAGCUUUUUUUUUCAUGUUCCAUCCGUGUUUAAUGUAACCUCAAACUCAACAAAACCAGCUCUUACAACGCUUGGUCUGCUGAUUCAGGAAUAUCUCACAUGGCCAUAACUCUAUAUUUUUAAUGUAAAUAACAUUAGCGGUCAGUCAAUAUAAACUGAAAUACACAAUUGGAAAAUGCUUAAAAUAUAUAUCUAUCUAUCUAUAUAUAUUGUAUGUAAUGUUGUCAUGCUGUUUGUCUGGAAAUGCUGACUUUUUUUUUUUUCUUUUUUACAUGUUUUUAUACACCUAGUGUUAACAUUUUGUGUCAAAUUGAGAUUUCUUAAAGAUUUUUGAAAUUUGUGUAUAAAGCGAUUACAUUUCUUUAAUUUCUGUAUCAUACUGCUUUAAUCUGACAAUAUAUAUUAUUCUCUGUGUAUAUAUAUAUAUAUAUAUAUCAGUGUUAUUGUAGAUCAAUAGACAAAAGCAUUAAAUCAUAAAGAAAUCAUGUUUAUGUAAUAAUCGCACUCCACUGAGGUCGUUGGUACUGAUUGUAUUGCAUGAGGUCUCCUAAAUAAAGACAACUUCAUAAUUA